This is a messenger RNA of Pocillopora damicornis (cauliflower coral), 2101 nucleotides long. RefSeq lists its product as uncharacterized. The record is from RefSeq and is a predicted model, not a curated record. NCBI's taxonomy places the organism in Eukaryota, Metazoa, Cnidaria, Anthozoa, Scleractinia, Pocilloporidae. Gene Ontology annotation, molecular function: carbon-carbon lyase activity. Gene Ontology annotation, biological process: aromatic amino acid metabolic process.
AACGAAAUUACGAGCUGAUAGAUUGUAUUCUUGUGACCCGUAAUAAUUUUUCUGAUCUACUCUCAAUAUAACGUGGUGCAAACCCGGAACAUUUGGAUUAUCACACGGUUAUCUUCCGUUGUCCGAUUCAUCAUUUAUGGGUACCACGCCACUUGAGUCUUACAGCCAAUAACAUCACGGAAGAAAUGACCAAUCAGGAUUUACAAACCGGACUUACAACAUUCGAUUGACAACAACCAUUCACUUGACUCUGAUGAUGACUUCCGCUCAGGUUGUCGAAACGUCAGUCACCACUACUGACAACAGUCCUUCUUAGGGCUACACGGACGAUCAAACUACAAUAUUACACCUUAUUGAUUUGUUGACACCUUAUCCCUCUCACUCUCGCUGCAAGGACAGGAGCCUGAGAACGAGGUUCAAAUGCUAAAGAAUAUUUUUCUCGUAGAAUUCAUCCACAAUGAAGUCAUCAGAACACAGAUUUCAAACGCUAUUCGAGCCAUUCCGUAUCAAAUCAGUUGAGAAGAUACAACGUACCACAAGAGCUCAGCGGGUUCAGCGUCUAGAAGAGGCGAAUUUCAAUCCCUUCAUGUUGAACUCUGCAGACAUCAUUAUCGAUCUGUUGACAGAUUCUGGUACGGGCGCCAUGAGCUCUGACCAGUGGGCCGCUAUCAUGAAGGGUGACGAGUCUUACGCGGGCUCACCAAGCUACCGGAAUUUUGAAACAGUAGUGAAAGAAAUCUUUGGCUUCCGACACGUGAUCCCUACGCACCAGGGCCGCGCUGCCGAGAGGAUCUUAUUCCAGUGUAGUCUCAAAGAGGGGGAUGUCGUUCCAAACAACGCGCACUUUGAUACAACUCAGGCCAACGUAGAAAAACGGGGAGCCAAAGCUAUGAAUUUGCCAGUUUCCGAAGCCUUGGAUCCAGAGGUAAGUAUUCCAUUCGGUGGGGAUAUGGACAUCAACAAACUGAUAGAAUUGCUGUCGAGUGGAAUAAAAGAUAAGGUUACAUUGGUGAUGACAACCGUAACUAACAAUGCCACUGGUGGAAUGCCCGUCAGUAUGGAGAACAUAAGAAUGGUUUCCAAGAUUUGCCGCUCUCGAGGAAUCCCCUUCUUUCUUGACGCGUGCCGUUUUGCGGAAAAUGCUUGGUUCAUCAAAAUGUUUGAGAAAGGGUAUGCACAUCGCUCGCCGCUUCAAAUUGCACGCGAGAUGUUUUCGCACGCCGAUGGCUGUACCAUGUCUGCCAAGAAAGAUGGCCUCGUAAAUAUUGGAGGAUUUCUAGCCAUGAAUGAUGAGCAACUCGCUGACAAAUGCCGCCGCGAGUUGAUCAUAUCUGAGGGGUUUGUCACCUAUGGCGGGUUGGCCGGAAGAGAUCUCGAGGCGAUGGCCGUAGGAUUACGUGAGGGCCUAGAGGAAGACUAUCUUCAAUAUCGAGUUGGAUUUGUCAAAAUGCUGGCAGAUUUGCUGAGGGAAUAUCACAUCCCUGUGUUAACCCCACCAGGUGGACAUGCGGUCUACAUCGACGCAGCAGCUAUGUUGCCGCAUAUUCCCAGAGAUCAAUUCCCAGCUUGGGCUUUGGGCUGCGCAUUAUAUGUUGAAGGUGGUAUUCGUUGCGGUGAGCUGGGCGGUGUAAUGCUCGGUGGAGAUGAUAUAAGCUUGGAGAACGGUCACGAACAAGAAGAUGAAAAGAAGGAACUUCUUCGCCUUGCAAUUCCACGCAGGACAUAUACUGAGUCACACAUGAAGUAUACCGCUGAAGUAUUGGAGUACGUUAGCAGACACAAAAACGAAGUCAGCGGUUACAGAAUCACGUGGGCUCCUGCUGUAUUACGUCAUUUCAGUGCUCAUCUCGAACCCAUUUCCCCGCCAAACCAGGAACACGAGAACGGCAUUUGAAACGAGGGAAGAUAAUUUGGUGGAAUUCGCUACAUGUGAAUCACCAUUUCCUGUACUGCAAGGAGAAUGCUCGUAAACUCACUGACUGUUGUGAAAACUAUCCACUUAAGGAUUAAUCUUUUCUUUUGAGGCACGUAUUACACUAAUUUUAUCACUAUCCUAAUAACCAGAAUGCGGGGGUUUGUCAAACACAAGAUUCAAAUAAAG